AUGAAGACAGGAGCGAAAAUGGAUUCUGAGAUGCAGAAGAUCAUCAGCUCUAUGGAGAAAAGCAGAGAAAUGUUGGCUCAAUCUCUUCUAUCAGACUUAGCUCAGAUUUCGAAAGCAAUCGAAAAGUCAUCACUAAUUCUGAUGAGGCCUAUUCCGGGAGAAGAAGAAGAAGCUCCAAAAGAUGACACCGCAGCAGAGUCUUCUCCUCUUGCAUCAGCUUCUUCAAAUGCACAAUUGUGA
Microthlaspi erraticum is the source of this 240-nucleotide messenger RNA. NCBI's taxonomy places the organism in Eukaryota, Viridiplantae, Streptophyta, Magnoliopsida, Brassicales, Brassicaceae. The record is from the annotation of a GenBank genome assembly.